Prorocentrum cordatum is the source of this 206-nucleotide messenger RNA. NCBI's taxonomy places the organism in Eukaryota, Dinophyceae, Prorocentrales, Prorocentraceae. The record is from the annotation of a GenBank genome assembly.
GCUCGCCGUACACCCGCCGCCGCCUUCGCGCCCCCUCCCCGUGCGGAACCAGCAGCCAGGCCAUGGAGAAGUGCGACCCGUCCGCGAACUUCUUCGGCUUCAUGGGGGUCAGCAGCGCGAUCGUCUUCGCCAACUGCGGCGCGGCCUACGGCACGGCGAAGUCCGGCGUUGGGAUCGCGAACUUGGGCGUCAUGCGUCCCGACAUG